Messenger RNA from Trifolium pratense (red clover), 4862 nucleotides. RefSeq lists its product as uncharacterized. The coding region runs from base 211 to 4581 and encodes 1456 amino acids. The transcript is spliced from 9 exons. Gene Ontology annotation, biological process: positive regulation of DNA-templated transcription. Lineage: Eukaryota; Viridiplantae; Streptophyta; Magnoliopsida; Fabales; Fabaceae. The record is from RefSeq and is a predicted model, not a curated record.
AUUAUAGUACCAAAAUCUCUCACUAUUAUACCAAACCUACUUACUUUAUUAUCCACUGUAUUUUAAAAAAGAAAAAUCAUAUCAUAAAUAAGAAUUGGAAGGUUAUGAAUGUAACCUUUACUAACUCAUCAUUUCUUAGAAAAACGCUACACAGAGUCACAGAGAUAUUUGUUGAAGGGUUUUGCUAUUGUUGUUCGAGGUAAAGUUCCGAUGGCGAAGUCAUCGUCGUCGUCAUCAAACUCUGAAAAUUCCGGCGACCUUCUUUGCGUCGGAACGUUAGAAAUCGCUACUCCCAAACCUGUUGGUUUCCUCUGCGGUUCAAUCCCCGUUCCCACCGAUAAAUCUUUCCAUUCUUUUCAUUCCGCUCUUCUCCCAACUCCGCAAACAGUGAAUGCUCCGCGUUAUCGGUACCGAAUGCUGCCAACUGAAACUGACCUCAAUACGCCUCCGCUUCUUGCUAAUUUCCCGGAAAAGGUUCUUCCAGUUGGUGCUGUUCACUCCAAGACAACUGCCGGAGAUUUUCCAUGGGAAGACACUGCUAUUGCCUCAAAUUUCAAUAGAAAAUGUGAGGCCCUUGCAGUGUCAGGUCUUGUUGAUUAUGGCGAUGAGAUUGACAUAAUUGCUCCAGCAGACAUUUUGAAGCAGAUAUUUAAAAUGCCGUAUUCCAAGGCUCGGCUAUCGAUUGCUGUUCGUCGCAUUGGUGAUACUCUUGUUUUGAACACUGGGCCGGAUAUUGAAGAGGGUGAAAAGUUGAUUAGGAGGCAUAAUAAUCAAUCAAAAUGUGCAGAUCAAUCUUUAUUUUUGAAUUUUGCUAUGCAUUCAGUCAGAAUGGAGGCCUGUGAUUGUCCACCAAGUCAUCAUGUUCCAUCAGAAGAGCAAUCAAAUUCUUUUGUCUUUCCCGGAAAAACACCCCAUAUUGUUGUACAGAAUGAUGAUGAUGUUCAAACUGAAGGAUACAAUUGCCAAUCCGACUACUCACAAGUCGGACAGGACAGCUUAUUUUGGGGAAGCAAGAAGAAUAGGAGAAAUAAAAGCCAUAGUCCAGUUAAUAAGGUGUCGCAAGUUGGCGAAAAAACCAGAUCAUCAAUGCAGGAGUCUGAAAAACAGAGAAAAGUUGGUAAUGAUAGCUUUCUGAGAGUUUUAUUCUGGCAGUUUCAUAAUUUCCGUAUGCUCCUAGGAAGUGACCUACUUUUAUUCAGUAAUGAAAAGUAUGUUGCUGUGAGCUUGCAUUUAUGGGAUGUCACACGACAGGUCACGCCUUUAAAUUGGCUUGAAGCUUGGCUUGACAAUGUUAUGGCAAGUGUACCGGAGUUGGCCAUAUGUUAUCAUCACAAUGGUGUUGUUCAGGGAUACGAGCUUUUGAAAACUGAUGACAUUUUUCUCCUUAAAGGGAUAUCGGAGGAUGGAACCCCUGCAUUUCAUCCGUAUGUUGUCCAACAAAAUGGUCUAUCUGUUUUGAGGUUUCUUCAGGAUAAUUGCAAACAGGAUCCCGGAGCUUAUUGGCUUUAUAAAGGUGCUGGUGAAGAUGAUAUACAACUUUUCGAUCUUUCUGUUAUUCCGAAAAACCAUUCAUCCAACAGUAGUGAUGAUGCAUCUAGCUCCUUGCCGUCACUAAUUAGUAGUGGUAGAAGUGAUGCAGUAUAUUCCCUGGGAAUUCUCCUCUAUCGAAUUGCUCACAGGCUUUCACUCUCAAUGGCUGCUAAAAAUAGGGCUAGGUGUGUGAGGUUCUUUAGACAGUGUUUGGAGUUCCUUGAUGAUUCUGACCAUCUGGCGGUACGUGCAAUUGCUCAUGAACAAUUUGCGAGGCUGAUUUUAAAUUAUGACGAGGAGUUGCAAUUAACUCCUGAAUCUCUAGCUGUAGAAUGUGAACCAUCUGUUACUGAAGCCAAGGAAUCAUCUUUGGAUGGUGAAAACAAUAAUUCUGAACUAGUUGCCCUUGAAAUGUUUUAUUGGCAUACUGAUGACAAAUCAGGUGAACACGGGAAAGUACCUGAGCACUUAAAAUCAGAAGGUCAUGCAAAGAUGGUUUCUGAAGCACACAAUCUUGUUUCUGGGGAGCUUAUACCAGUUGGCAACACCCAAGGAGGGGUUGAACCUUGCUUGUCUUCUGAUGUUAGGUCUUCUGUGCAUGAUGUAUGUCCAGUUUCCACACCUGUGGUUCAGACGGUUGCUGAUCCAAUCUCAUCCAAGUUAGCUGCUGUACAUCAUGUUUCCCAGGCCAUCAAGUCUUUGAGAUGGAUGAGGCAGCUUCAGAGCACUGAACCUGAAAUGAUGGAUCAAUUUAAUAAUAAUGGUGAUAAGCCGUCAUCAUCUUUUAAUGUUUCUGUCUGUGCUUGUGGGGAUUCCGACUGUAUUGAAGUCUGUGACAUUCGAGAAUGGCUUCCAACGUCCAAGUUGAAUCAUAAGCUGUGGAAGCUUGUUCUUUUGCUCGGAGAAUCUUAUUUGGCACUAGCAGAAGCUUAUAAAGAGGAUGGCCAACUUUAUCAAGCCUUAAAGGUUAUACAGUUAUCAUGUUCUGUUUAUGGAUCAAUGCCUUCACAUCUUGAAGACACAAAAUUUAUUUCUUCAAUGGCUAGUUACUCAUCUUUACAGAGAGAACACAUUGAUAUGAAUGAAAAUAUGACUUUGUUGGAUGAUAGAGAAGCUGAGACUGUUUAUGGAUACAAUGAAAGGAAAUCUUCUUCUUACCUUUUCUGGGCCAAGGCAUGGGUGUUAGUUGGAGAUGUUAAAAUUGAGUUUCAUAGGAUAAAAGGUAAAGAAAUCUCAACACAAGAUAUAACAAAACCUGCUACCAGAGAAUUGAGAAUGUCAUCUGAGGUUGUGAAGGAAGUAAAGAGACUGAAGAAGAAGCUGGUGCAGUUGAACCAGAACUGCAGUUCAUGUUCCUUGGUAAAUUGCAGUUGCCAGAGUGACAGAGCUAGUAGUGGGAACAGUGCAAGUAGUAGUAGUGCAGAUGUGACCAUGACUUAUAGUAGAAAGCAUAGUAAACGGCUGUCUUCUAAACUUGCCAAUCACUUGCCUGCAAGAGACUCAGGAGGAGAGGGAGACGAGUUCGUUCAUAAAAGGGAGAGUAGAAAAGAUUCUGACACUGAAUAUUUUGAGCACAGUAAUUAUGGUGGAGACCUGACAGAAACUGUUGAAAAUAAUAGGGCUGAAGUUGAAUCCUCAUCUGCUAUGAACUCUAGAAAUAAUGAGGGGUCUUCAGAGAUGGACAAUUCGUGUUCUAGUGUUGUCUCUCAACCUGAAUUUAUUUCAAGGGAAACAGGUAAAGCAAAAAUUGGCGGGAUAUUCGAGUACCUAGUUGAGCCUCUAGUUGGAGAUGUAGAGCACAAUCUAUUAGCAGCUUUGAAAUGCUAUGAAGAAGCUAGAAAAACAUUGCUUAAACUUCCAUCUGGUUUGUCAGAGUUACAAUCAGUGAUUAAAAAGAAAGGGUGGGUUUGCAAUGAAUUGGGCCGAAUCAGAAUUGAAAAUAAAGAAUUGCAUAAAGCUGAAUUGGCAUUUACUGAUGCUAUAGAUGCAUUCAGAGAAGUUUCAGAUCACACCAACAUAAUAUUGAUAAACUGUAAUUUGGGACAUGGCAAACGGGCACUUGCAGAGGAGAUGGUAUCUAAAAUGGAUAAUCUUAAACUACAUAAUAUCUUCCAAAUCGCAUACAACCAUGCAUUAGAAACUGCAAAACUGGAAUAUAAAGAAUCCCUUAGAUAUUAUGGGGCAGCAAGGUUAGAACUAAAUGCCAUUAAAGAUGUUGAUGAUACUGGUGCAAACAGCUUAAGGAAUGAGGUACAUACGCAGUUUGCACAUACUUAUCUGCGGCUUGGCAUGCUCUUGGCAAGAGAAAAUACUACAGCAGAAGUUUAUGAAAAUGGAUCAUUGGAAAAGACUCGUUUUACUCAUACCAAUUCCCAUGGCAGAAAAGCAAAGAAAGAUCUAAGAAAACAUGAAAUUUCAGCUAAUGAGGCCAUUAGGGAAGCAUUAUCUGUGUAUGAGUCCCUGGGGGAGCUACGCAAACAGGAGGCUGCAUAUGCUUACUUCCAGUUGGCUUGUUAUCAGAGAGACUGUUGUUUGAAAUUUAUGAAUCCUAGCGAUAAGAAAAGUGUUUUGUCAAAAGGUGAAAACAGCAUGGUACAACGAAUCAAGCAGUAUGCAUCUCUUGCAGAGAGGAACUGGCAAAAAGCUCUGGACUUCUAUGCUGCCAAAACACAUCCUCACAUGUACUUAACUAUUCUGAUGGAGAGAUCAGCUCUUUCAUUAAGCGUUUCAAGCCAUUUACACUCCAACAUGAUGCUGGAAUCAGCUUUGGCUCAUAUGCUUGAAGGACGCCAUGUUUCAAAUACAAAUGAAGACGCUUUCAGUACUAGCUAUCCUGAACUUCAUGCAAAAUAUUGGAGUCAGUUGCAGGGGCUUUUGAAGAAAAUGUUGGCCACGGUGCUUUCAUCGAGUGCAAAUAAAUCUCUCUGCCAACCAUCUUCAACGUCUAGCAGAUUUGGUGAUAGUCGAAAGAUCAAGGAACUGUACAAGAUGUCCCUAAAGGGUACUGACAUGGUCCAACUGCAUACCAUGUACAGCUUGUGGAUAUCAUGAUAGGAAAUUUAUCAUCUCAUUCUUCUCUUGUUUACAUAAGUUCCAAGUAAUUUGUUUGCCACCUCUUUGUCAUCGAUUGUCUUGUAUAUUAGGAGGAUUAAGGAUUAUAUCCUUACUGUGUGCUGUUGUAGCUAUUGCUGUUGUUGUGUUGUACUAUCGGGUUUAGGCCAAUUCUAGAGGCUUCUAGAUUCAGUUACAGAGUGGUAUAAUAUAAAAUGUUCUAUAUAGUAAGUAGUAGUUAUGACAGUUAGCUUGUAUAAAUAUUAAAUACCGUGGUUGUA